This is a messenger RNA of Schistocerca gregaria, 2160 nucleotides long. RefSeq lists its product as uncharacterized. The transcript is spliced from 8 exons. The record is from RefSeq and is a predicted model, not a curated record. Gene Ontology annotation, molecular function: L-galactose dehydrogenase activity. The coding region runs from base 109 to 1152 and encodes 347 amino acids. Lineage: Eukaryota; Metazoa; Arthropoda; Insecta; Orthoptera; Acrididae. Gene Ontology annotation, cellular component: cytosol.
ACGUGGUAACACACCAAACAGUUCUGUAACUGGAGCAGUGCAUAGCGAGUGGACUGAAUCGUUGACUGAAAACUCUAAGAAACACCAGAGGACAAGACCGUGUGAGAAAUGCUGCCCCCGACUUACGUUCCGGGUUUCCACGACGAGGCGGCCGUGAAAGCGAUGCGCUAUAAUGACCUCGGCACGACAGGUCUCAAAGUGUCCCACCUGGCGCUGGGUGGUGGUGCACUUGGGCUAUACGGGGACUACCCUGAAGAGGAUGCAAUUGCUGCAGUGCGGGAGGCGAUCCGGCAGGGCAUCAACUACAUCGACACGGCACCCUUCUACGGCCUCGGGAGGUCUGAAGAAGUUCUUGGCAAGGCUCUGAAGGGCAUCCCUCGGCAGGCAUACUAUAUCGCCACCAAGGUCGGCUGCUAUACAAUGGACCCACGCACCAUGUUCGAUUUCUCUGCGCAGAAGACGAGAGAGAGUGUCGCAAAGAGCCUCGAGCUGCUGCAACUGGACUAUGUGGACGUCAUACAGGUGCACGAUGUGGAGUUCGCUCUGAACCUGGACAUAAUUAUCCAGGAGACUCUUCCAGCGCUGCAGGAACUUGUGGCAAAGGGCAAGGCGAGGUUCAUCGGCAUCACGGGGUACCCUCUCGAGCCGCUCCGAGAGAUCAUCGAGAAGAGUGGCAGCGUGAAGGUGGACACGGUGCUGUCGUACACCAGAGACACUCUCAUAGACGAUACACUGCAGCAGCACCUGCCAUUCUUCAAGGAGAAGGGCGUGGGCGUCAUCUGCGCGGCGGGUACGGCGAUGGGCCUCCUGAGCAGUGCGGGGCCACAGCCGUGGCACCCGGCAUCCCAGGAGCUGCAGGACGUGUGCAGGGCGGCAGCCGACUACUGCAAGGAGAGGGGUGUCGAGCUGGCCCGGCUGGCGAUGCACCACGCCCUGACGCGCGAGGGCCAGGCGACACAUGUCGUCGGAAUCAAUAGCACAGAAAUCCUGCGCUCCAACCUGCAGAUCCUGCGUGACGGGCUGACUUCUACAGAGCAGGAGGUGCUGCGCGACAUCCGACAGAAGUUCUUCGCUAAGCUGCCAAUGCAUCACUGGGAAGGUGUGGAGCUGGCAAAGAUGAGAGAAGAGUGGCGGAAGCUGGGGAUGCUCUGAGCUGCUGAGGCUCCGCAUUGUGAAAUGCGGGGUGUUGAAAGCUGUUGGUGUUGACUUCCUGCUGUCAAACUCUUCCUGCUGUCAAACUCUCUGUCAGACGCUGAGCUGUUGAGGCUCCGCAUUGUGAAAUGCGGGGUGUUGAAAGCUGCUGGUGUUGACUUCCUGCUGUCAAACCUGUCCUUCAAAAAUUCACUGUCUGCCCCUCUGUCAAAUGGCUGGUGCCACUGCAGCUCCUGCACAUUGCAGUUGGCAUUCUAAACGGGCGGUGCUCUAUAUCACCCGCAGGAGUUUUGUUCAAACUCAAGUUGAAUUUUUUAAAAGCUGCUGUUUGGAAUGUAUAUCCUGCAUUUGUAUAAAGGUGUAUUCACAAUUGAUUUCAACAGCCUUGAUAGCCUUCAUAACAUGUUAAUUUUCUUAAGUGAUAACAUUUCCGACAGUGUUUUCUCAUUUCUUGUCAACAAUGCAGAUUGUCUGAACUAUGUACUGCAAGAAAAUUUCUAAUUUUUGCAGAAAGUGUGUACUGCUCUACUUUGAUUGCAUUUGUUGUAAGUCAUAUGAUUUUAUAUUUUAUUUCAUUCCUCUCAACUUUAAUAUCUACGCUUUCUGUGAUUUGUUUUUAUUUCAGUCCAUACACGAAAGCAAACAUCAACACAAAAAGAGUAAAGAAUAAAACUACACACCUGCACAAAAAAGAAAAAAAAAUAUUCUAAAAACAAAGAUGAUGUGACUUACCAAACGAAAGCGCUGGCAGAUCGAUAGACACACAAACAAACACAAACAUACACACAAAAUUCAAGCUUUCGCAACCAACGGUUGCUUCGUCAGGAAAGAGGGAAGGAGAGGGAAAGACGAAAGGAUGUGAGUUUUAAGGGAGAGGGUAAGGAGUCAUUCCAAUCCUGGGAGCGGAAAGACUUACCUUAGGGGGAAAAAGGGACAGGUAUACACUCGCACACACACACAUAUCCAUCCACACAUAUACAGACACAAGCAGACAUAUUUAAAGGAAAA